AUGUCAAAAAUUCCUAAAUUACCUACCACUACAAAAGAAAAUAGGCCUGGUCCUUUAAAUAGUAGACCUUUUUCUAGGACAUUAGCUAAUGGACUUAGUGAUGCUGACAAAAAGAGUCUUCUUUUAAAUCACACAAGGCCCCUGCGAAGUGGGGCAGUCACAACAGUACCCGCACCACGUUUAAAAAGAGCUGCCACAGCUCCUUCAGCCACAAUAGUGCCUGAAAAAUCUGCUAAAAUCGACAAAAAGCCUGGGAGUGUAGCUCCAAAGAUUCCACCUUAUGACUACAAAGCAAGAUUUAAUGACUUACUUGAAAAACAUAAAGCAAUUAAAUCAGAAUUUAAUGAUUUGAAAGACAGACAUGUUGAAAUAUCUGAUGACUAUGAAAAAAUCAAAGAAACGGUCCAGACUAGUGCUACCGAGAAAGACAUUUUAAAGGAAAAAUUACUAAAUGUUCAUAAAGAUUUUAAAGAGAAGACUUCAGAACUUCAAAGUCUGAAAAUAGAUUUUGAAUUAACAAAGCAUGAAAAUGAAGAACUUCAACGUAAAACCAAAGUAUUAGACGAGGUUACGAGUAGCCUAAAGCAAAAGUCAUUGGAUUUGGACAAGAUCCAGUCUGAGUUUGAUGAUUUGUCUAGGCGUCAUAAAAGCCUGCAAGAAGAGGCAGAAGCCCUAAGGUUGCUUUCAGAACAUUUGAAAAAAGUGUCAAUUGAAUAUGAUAAACUACGGCUUGACUAUAAAGAAGCACAAGAAGGUAUAACUAAAUAUAAAAGUGAGUAUGAGGCAUUACAAAAUAUAUUGGCUGGUAUGUAUAAAGACCAAAGGGACUUGAGGAAUACAGUUCAGGAUUUGAAAGGGAAUAUACGAGUUUACUGUAGGGUUAGGCCUCCGCUUGAGUCAGAGGCAUCAAAGCCUUUGUUCAACUUAAAUGUGUUAGAUGCGUGUUCCAUAGAGGUUGAAAAGAUUGAAUUGUUGAGUUCUGCCAGAAAAGGUAAAUCACAACAUUCUUUCACAUUUGAUGGCAUUUUUACACCACAUUCUUCACAAGAAGAUGUUUUUGCCGAAGUGUCAUCUAUGGUACAGUCAGCUUUAGAUGGGUAUAAUGUUUGUAUCUUUGCAUAUGGUCAAACAGGUUCUGGUAAAACAUAUACAAUGGAAGGAGGUUGUGGUAAAGAGAAUUAUGGUAUUGUACCACGUUCAAUUGACAUGAUAUUUAACUGCAUGGAAGACUUGAAAAGAAUGGGCUGGGAAUUAACUAUAAAAGCAACAUUUUUAGAAAUUUACAAUGAAGUCAUAUAUGAUUUGCUGGACUCAAACAAAGAUCAAGAAAGUCAUGAUAUAAAAAUGGUGAAUUCAAAAGGAAAUGAUGUUUAUGUGUCAAAUUUAAGAGAAGAAGAAGUGAAAAGCUCUCAUGACUUCAUCAGAUCUUUAUCUGAACUCUCCAAAGUUAUCCUUUCACUGCAGACAAAUCAAUCUCACAUACCAUAUAGAAAUUCUAAAUUAACCCACCUGUUGAUGCCUAGUCUUGGUGGCAAUUCUAAAACUCUUAUGUUGGUCAAUAUCAACCAAUUUGAUGAGUGUUUCAAUGAGACUUUAAACUCUUUAAGAUUUGCCACUAAAGUAAACAGUUGUCGUACGACAAAAGCUAAGAAAAAUCUUACUAUGGUAGAUACAUUCUAG
Messenger RNA from Parnassius mnemosyne (clouded apollo), 1680 nucleotides. Lineage: Eukaryota; Metazoa; Arthropoda; Insecta; Lepidoptera; Papilionidae. The record is from the annotation of a GenBank genome assembly.